This is a messenger RNA of Episyrphus balteatus (marmalade hoverfly), 927 nucleotides long. RefSeq names its product brachyurin-like. The record is from RefSeq and is a predicted model, not a curated record. Lineage: Eukaryota; Metazoa; Arthropoda; Insecta; Diptera; Syrphidae. Gene Ontology annotation, biological process: proteolysis. The coding region runs from base 61 to 867 and encodes 268 amino acids. Gene Ontology annotation, molecular function: serine-type endopeptidase activity. The transcript has 3 exons.
AGUUUUAACAACAGACCUUAAUAAAAGUUGGUCAGCUUUGAUAACAACAAUAAGCUGAUCAUGAAAAUCUGUUUCGUUACACUUUUUAUCAUUGCCUUGGCGUCUUGUGCCUUUGGUCAGUCUUCCGAUGAGACUUUUGUUGACAUGGAACCUAAAAUUCCAGAGUUCCUUCCAGAAGCACGUAUUACAAAUGGUAGGGCAGUAAGCAUUAACGAUUAUCCGUACCAAGUUGGUCUGAACGUAAAUGGCGGUUGGUGUGGUGGAUCAUUGAUUUCACCAACUUAUAUUCUAACUGCUGCUCAUUGUGUUGAUGGCAUUGGAGCUGGAAGUAUUUUUGCGUUUUUGGGUAGUGUUAUAAAACAAGCAGGAGUUCGCAGGACUGCUAAACGUACUAUUGUUCACCCCAAUUGGAAUAGAAAUAGUCUGCUGAAUGACAUUGCUUUGAUACAAAUCGAUGCUAUCGGCUAUACAAAUACAAUUAGACCUGUUGCUUUGCCUAACAUUUUUAACACAUACUCCACAUACAUUGAUAACUCUGUAAUUGCUACUGGAUGGGGAAAGACAAGUGAUUCAAGUUCAUCAGGGGCAAAUUAUCUCCAAGGUGCAACAUUGACUGUUAUCGAUAAUAAUGUUUGUGCGAGCACCUAUGGAUCACAUAUUAACCCAUCAAACGUUUGUGUUUCAACGCUUGGUGGAAUUUCAACAUGCAGUGGUGACUCGGGUGGUCCACUUGUUCUUCAAAGCAAUAAGGUUUUGAUUGGUCUUACAUCUUUUGGCGCAUCUGCUGGUUGCACUGCAGGUUUGCCAAGUGCCUUUACACGUAUUUCAAGCUAUAGGCAAUGGAUUAAAGAUAUUGCUGGAGUUUAAAUGAAAAGACUGGACUAAAAAUAACUCAAUAUUUCAAAAAUAAAAUAUGUAUAAACUUUU